AUGGUCUCAUCCCUGCCCCCCCCCCGGAACCAAAUCCCUGUGACGCCAUUGGGCGAACCCAUGACGGGCAGCAAGAACAGCCAAUCAGAUGGCUGGAGCAGCGAGGAUGAGGAUGAUGAGAUGUUUGAAGCUAAUGGUCAGGAAAAUAUAUGUCACCCUUCUAAUGUACAGUGGCAGGGCAGGGCCUCCGGUUCAAAUCCCAAGUCUGAUGGGUAUUUAUUUUGCCGUUGUGCCUUUGAGCAAAGGUACUUAACCACUAAAACUCUCCAGGAGCUCUGCACCAUGGCUUCUUCUUUUUCUAGCACUGUUAAAUGGUUGGUCUAUAAAAACCUUACUACAGGUAGCCUAGCGGUUAAGAGCCUUUGCUCUAAAGCCCGCUGGUUCGAAUCCCCGAGCCGACUAGGUGAAAAAUCUGUCUAUGUGCCCUUGAGCAAGGCACUUAACCUGUAAGUCGCUCUGGAUAAGAGUGUCUGCUAAAUUACUAAAGGCCCACCUAUAGUUUCAGAAGAAGUUGGCCAGCCUAGCCAUGAUCAGUCCAGCUAAGACCAGUCAAUACUCUGGGUCCAGUGUGAAAGCCCAGAUACUACAACAUCAACUAGACCAGCAAGAACUGGUCCGAGAGUUCAUGGUGGGUAUACACUUUGUGUUCCUCACACACACACAAACACACACACAUAUACACGCAAACACACACUUAUGAAGUAUGCUAACCAUAUCAUGCACCUUGGUCUGCCUUUUCAAUAGCAGCAGCAAACAUUUUCAGUUGGUGUUGUUUGUGUUGUGUUGAUUGUGUUGUUUGUUUCAGGCCUUGGAGCAUCUAAAGCCAUCUGAUAACUGUCUGGUGGGGAAAGCUCCUGAGAACCGGGAGAAGAACCACUACCGGGACAUUCUGCCCUUUAAAGUCCCUGUUAAACCAGUUAAACUACAGUCCCUUUUACCCUACUGUGUAGUCUGCACUAGAACUAUCUAAUCUGGGCUGGGGCUGGAGAGAACAGCUGCGGGCCAAAUUGACACAAGACGUCUUAAUGUUGUCAUUUUCUGGUUGUAAGAUUACAACCCAAUGAUCCUUGUUGCAACCAGAUAAAGAGGUAUUUUUCAUGACGAUAUCAAGACAUCAUUGGAAAGAUGUCAUAUUUUGGUUGUUAUCUGGUCAGAUAAUAGUUCAAGAUAAAUCUGCAUUUCAAACAACAACAAAGUGGUUCACCCCGCCACUGAUAUGGUAAACAGCUGAGGGAUGGGGCUGGAGAAAUGUAACCACUCUCAAAUUCAUAGAUAGCGCUAUGGAUGCAAGGACUUACCAUCCAUGAGAUCAAAUGUACAGUUCUAGCCAUGUUUUGAGGCUAUACAGUGUUUGUUUACAAUGACAUUGGUUACAAACAUUGGAGUAAAACAAGCUUUUAUUUUGGGUUCUGAUGGGGUACCGCAGUUGGACUAAGCUCAUGAGGCAUUCACAAGUUAUAUUCUUCAAGAAUCAAUGGGUAUACAGUAUAUCAUUAAUUUAAAAGUCCAGAAAUUGAGGUAGCAAUCGCAGAUUGCCACUUUAAAGACAUCAACAAAACGUCCUUUUACAACCAGACCAUAAUAUCGUCAUUGCAACCAGUUUUGCUCGCUGGGCAGUGUUCACUCAAAUCUUAUCCCUUAUUUUAUGACUUCCCAUAUUUAGGAUAUUUAUUUUCACUCACACUCUCACAAAUGAAACAUUUCUAGUCAGCAUGUUUACAGUGUUGACUGAACACUAUUACCUGAGAGGAAACUGCUACAGCGCUCCUGUAUACAGCAGGUAGUGACAGGAUGGAGUGUGGCAGAAGGUAUACAUUUACAGGUGAACAGUGGAGCACUUGACUCCAUAGAACACACACGCACACACACACACUGGACUACAUCCGACACGGCAAUUAAAUGAAACUAAACCGAUUUCUGUGGUAAUUUACAGCUGUGUGAGUGAUAGGUGAGGCAAGUCUGCUUGUCAGAGACUUCUCUCCCUCUUACAAGCUGGAGACAGAAGGUUCUCCAAACAUAUAGUCCUAAAAACACUUAUACAGUUUAGCACGUUGGAGGGUUUGUGAACAUUGUUAUGGGAAAAGCUCUGCUCCCCAAAUGCAUGCACGCACACUAGGGCUGGGCGAUGUGUUCAAAAUAUCAUAUAAUUAUAUUUUUCACAUUUUUGACAGUAUUUGAUUUUUUUGAAAAAUAAAAGUUAUACAUUUGCUUAAUGAGUUGUGCAUGACCCUAGGUUGGCAACACAUACAUUUUAAGUGAUUUCAAUGGGGGUUUCCCCAUUCUGAUUGUUUCAUACUGUUCACUCAAACUUCAACCAUUGAAAAAUAAUUUCCACACUGCCACGUAGGGCUGCACAAUAUGGGCAAAAAAUCUAGGCAUUAUUUUUAACCAAAUAUUGCUAUUGCGAUUUGACUUGCGAUUUAGAUCAAAACACUUCGGUGAUCUGUUGAAAUUCUGGAAGUAGAAUCAUUAUUCUAAUUCUAUAGUUAGAAUGCAAUAGUGGCCAUUUGAAUACAGUGUUGUUUGACAUGACAAUGAAUGAUAGAUCCAGGGAGACGUUCAUAUAAUUAGGAAUUAGAAUACUAAUAGGAUCUCUAUGGAUCUCUAUUGUGACAGGGUAAGAACCAAAGUGUUGGUCAGUGUUUCCCAGGGGAGUGGGACCUUAUAAUCUUUGGCUACAUUAAAUGUUGUAUCUUACUUCAUGUAGCUAAUAUAUUCAUGCUUUGCCUAUUUCUGUGAUUUAUAAGGUACUGUUGCACAAACAACAUGCUGAUUUAGGCCUACACCAGCACUACUCAGGCUGUAUUAGCUAGCUAUGUUUGCACUGACUCAGUACACUAGCCAGCUACCUAGCAAUUAGCAUUAGUGGCAAACAUAAUUUAUUUAGCCACAACUUGAUAAGAAAAGACAACUACCUGUUUGCAGACAGUAAUAUACACAAACGAAUAGUGCAAUUCUAGAACGCUUGUGGAUUUAUAUUAAGAAGCAAAGUAGAAAGCAGCAUCGUUGUCAUCAACAUAUUGGUGCAUCUGCUGCAUUGACCAUGCAGACUGAAGAGUGAACGGUCAGCUAGUGAUCUCGUCAAAGACAGUACUCUGUGAUCUCGUGGUCAAGCAACAACAACUGCGCUCCUUGAGUGAGGGGCGAGGCUUGGUGAGAGAGGGAGAGUGUCGUCCCUAGUUACCACAGCCACAAAGUCAUAAUUAUGGCUAAACGCUGCUUAUUUCUACAAUGUUCUUCAAAUCUGAUUUUAAACCUAACCCUAACCUUCCCUAACCUUAACCAUACCGCUAACUGCUUUAUUUUCAUGACUUUUUACGAUAUAGCCAAUUUUGACAUUGUGGCUGUGGUAACGAGUGACAACCGAGGGAGAGAGGUGACUCAAGUAGCAGAAGUAAACUAUAAAAAUGGAGCGGUGUAUCACAAACCAAACAUUGAAAUACCAUUAUAGAAGGUAAAGUAAAAACCCAAACCGAUCCGUGCAUCAAUACUGGUAUAUAGUUAAAUACGGUAUACCGCCCAGCCCUAACGUACACACACACACUCACACAGUGGAGUGUUUACUUUUCUCACUCUGGGAGUUCUGUUUCUAUCUGCUGAGUCCAACUAUAAAGCCUUGGCUUCUGUUGAGAUUUGACUGAGAGAGAAGACCGAGGGAAGAAGGGAUGUAGUGAGGAAGAGUGAGGGGUGAUGGAGGGAUGAGGGUUUGAGUGGUGAGACUCCCGAUCUCCAUCAGACCCCCUUGUGAGAUAGACCACAACAUUCCUCUCCUUCUCUUCUCCUCCCUCUCUCCAGCCAUCACUCCGCUCCUCUUUUCUCACCCUCUGUCUAUCAUGACUCUCCUCCCACGUAGUUUACUCCCCAGUGCCCUCUCUUUAUUCGUUAAUCUGUGUUUUCUCCUCUAUGUUGUUUACUCUGUAGUAUUUACUAUUCCCUGGACUGGACUGUUCCUGGUAAAACAACAACACAGCAUUGUUAGACUGUUGGCCAGUGGAACACACUGGUCGCCUCGUAAAACGUGUGUGUGUGUGCAAUAUAUCUCUGACCUGAAUGUGUUGGGAAAUGCUGUUUUAUUAUUCUAUUUUGGAAAACUACUGAGGAAUGUGUGUUUCACUGGACUUUCCAUGGAAAAUAAAUGUGGUGUACAACCGUAAUCAGACAGAAUGUUUGUGUUUAUAAACCUCCUAAAAUGGUUUAUGGGUGUUAAGUUGUCCUCAGAGUUAACUCCCGUAAUGAGGAAACAUGGUUAGGGAAGGUUGUGAAACUGACCAGAGAGUAUAUGGCAUAGAAAUACAAUUAUAUUUGUAUGAUAUAUGAUGUGUUUUAUUAUAGUAGUACACAGUGACUUUAUCUCUCUUCAUGAAUCUGUCCUGUUUCAUCCUGGUUAUCCUGAGAACCAGACUCCUCUCUCAUCAUGUAAACAUUAAAACAACCUGAAUGACUGAAUGUAUCCCCUGUCCUCCUCAUAUACACUGUCUCUAACUCAUUCCUCCCUAGUUCUCUUCCUGAUAAGAUGUCACAAGACUUACAUCUGACCGUUUCUCUGAUUCAGAUUAUUUUGUUAGUCAUUUGGAAAAUAUGUCCUCCUCACACACACACAGGACUAUAUAACUAACUCUCUCUGCCCCUCUCUACCCCCCUCUCUCACUCUCUUCUCCCACUCUCUAGAUGAUAAGACUUAUGUUCCAGUGUGUGAUAACCAGGACUAUAUUAAUGCCAGUUAUAUCCGUAUAGAGGUUGGCAGUGAGGAGUUCUUCUAUAUCUCCUGCCAGGGUCCUCUGCCCUCCACCGUGCCCGACUUCUGGCAGAUGGUCUGGGAGAACAGGUCUGUGGUCAUUACUGUGUUGUGAAAAGUGUUUACAUACAGUACAUGACAUCAGUGCAUACACAAACGUUUCGAACGACAUUGUUUUGACAGAAAAUUAGCAGUUCAUAUAGUCCCUCCCUGUUUCAGUCUGUUUUCUUCUGUUUGCUGCCUAAUGAACACAUCCAUGGUGUGUCAGUGCUGACCUCUAACUAAAAUCUUAUAGUAUACAAUUGAACAGUACAAAGUUGUUAACAACCCUCCUCCCCCACUUCCUAGGUCUGAUUUGAUAGCCAUGAUGACCCAGGAGGUGGAGAGAGGCAGGGUGAAGUGUCACCGCUACUGGCCAGAGAGGGUCAGCUGUCCCCUGGACACGGGACGCUUCCAUCUCAGCCUGGAGAACCAGCAGAUCCAGGAAUACUUCCACAUCAAGAUCAUCCACAUGGUGGAGAAAGAGGUGAGGGGGAAAUGUGUAGCUGAAAUGUGUCAAGCAUGAAUUAGCAUGAGUAUAAUGUGCCAAUUUUGUAUCUACUAAAUCCAAUGGAAGUAGUUUUGAAGGAUGCACAAUCUCUCUCAUUUCAAUUAAGUCGUCCAUAAGCCACUGUCGUUUCUGCUGUCUCUUAGAGGGUUUAGGCCCUGGUUUCUGUUAUAUCAAAACGCAUUUGUAAAAAUAUUACAAUUUGACAUUUUAUUGAUUGAUCAGUUGAUUGAUAUCUGUUCCCUCUUCCUGUUCCAGUCUGGUAAGACCCACUUUGUCCGUCACCUGAGAUUUACCCAUUGA
This is a messenger RNA of Coregonus sp. 'balchen', 5585 nucleotides long. The record is from the annotation of a GenBank genome assembly. Lineage: Eukaryota; Metazoa; Chordata; Actinopteri; Salmoniformes; Salmonidae.